GAGGACCCCCGGACCUGUCUCGGCUCGGGUAGCCUGGGCCGGCCCUGGCGGGGGUCCAGCCCCUCCCAACGGACUCAGGAAGCCACGGCCGGGAGGGGCGGAACUGUGGGUGUCCCUGGCGCCCCAAGGUGCCAAUUAAAUGCUCGUGGCCGUCUGGGGCCAGAGCUGCGGAGGGCGGCAUGGCCGAGCCGGGCCCGGAGCCGGGGCGCGCAUGGCGGGCGCUCGCCCUGUGCGGGGCCGCCGUGUUCCUGGCGGCGGCGGCGGCCGGCUCGGCCCUGCUGGCCUGGAAUCUGGCCGCCUCGGCCUCCCGGGGGCCUCGCUGCCCGGAGCCGGGGGCCAACGCCACGGCGCCGCCCGGGACCCCGGCGCCCGAGGUCGAGGAGCUGCGGCGCCGGCUGGCAGAGGCUGCCCAGCGCGAGGAGGCCCUGGCCGGGCAGCUGGACCAGGCCGAGGGCGUCCGUCUGGAGCUGGAGGAAGCGCUGAGGGCCUGUGAGGGUCGCCAGAGCCUGCUUCAGACCCAACUGAUGACACUGAAGACUGAGAUGGACGAGGCCAAGGCACAGGGGACCCAGAUGGGUGUCGAGAACGGGGAGCUCACAGAAGCCCUGGUGCGCUGGGAAGCGGCGGCCACGGAGUCUGCGCGGCGGCUGGACGAGGCGCAGCGGCGCGCACGCGCAGCCGAGGCCCAGGGCGAAGCCUGCGCGGCCCGAGAGGCGGCGCUACGCGAGCGCGUUAAAGCCCUGGAAGCCGAAACGGGGCCCCAGCGCAGAGUGCUACACCCCCGGCCCCGCUCGGGGUCCCGACCCCGGCCCAGCCCCCGCUCGCGCUCUCGCCCCGGAUCCUCGGGGGGCUGCCGGCGGCCCGCGCGGCGCGCACGAGGGUGAAUCAGCUCCCAGCAAGAUGGGGGCUCGAGGCCAGGAGGACAGACACUGUAGAGGCCCAGCGGGGACACGUAUAGAGGUGCCCACGCUGGAUGAGAUGUCCAGUCGACACCCAUCAACGCUCAUCUUUAGACCCAGGAGCCGCUCUGAACGAAAACUGUGCAGAAAGGAGACUCGACCCUCUCUCCCCGACCACCUAGUGCCUAUUCUACAGAUGGGAAAACCGAGGUCUGUUUGGUCACACAGUGUGAUAGUGCUGAUCUGGGACUUAAGUCCCCUCUAAGGACAGUGUUGCUCUCAUCUCGCAGACAUGAGGACUUAGGGUCCAACCUAAGGAAACACUGAUGUUUCCUCCAGUGACCUGGAAGGGUCACUUCUCUUCUCCGGACCUCAGGUUACCUUGGGUGUAAAAUGAAUGAUUGGAAUCAUGUUUAGAGAGCUGGCCUAUCCUUGACACCAAAAACUGACAAAGAUGGCACAAUGGGAAAACUACAGACCCCUCUUCCUGUGAGGAGGGUAGGAAACUCCCAAAUGGAAUUUUAGCAAAGAAAACCAAGUAACACAUUUUUUAAAUACACCGCAACAAAGGGGACUUAUGCCUGAGAUGUCAGGAUGGUUCCAUAUUUGGAAGUCUGUUAAUAAAAUUCACCAUACUAAUGGGUUAAAUGAGAAAAGUUCUGGAAAAAAACAUCAAAAUCAGGGCCAAGGUGAGGAUGACCACUGUCAAGUGUUUAAUAUUGUUCUGGAGGUAGUAGCCAAUGCAAUUAGACAAGAAGAAGAAAUAAAAGCUAUGAAUAUUAGAAAAGAAGAAGGGGAUUUAUAGGUUGACUCAUAUGAAAACACUCUUUAUAUAGGUCAAAAAUAAUUGAAAUAUAGACUAUUUCAUAUGGCUCAAUUUCACAUUAUUUUUGUCUUUUACCUUUGUAUUUGACACAACUUCAGACUUACAGAAAAAUUGGAAGAUUAGUACAAAGAAUUCCUGGAUACCCUUCACCUAGAUUCCACAAAUGUUAACUUUUACUACCUUUGCUUUAUCCAUCUCUCUCUCUCUCUGUCUCUAAACCACUAUGAAAAUCUUGCAGAAGUGAUAUCUCUUUACCCAUAAAUACUUGGGUAUGCAUUUCCAUAGAACAAGAACAUUCUCUUACAUAAUUGUGGUACAAUUAUGAAAAUCAGGAAAUGGACAUUGAUAAAGCACUGUUAUCUAAUCUACAGACCUCAGUCAGAUUUUGCCAAUUGUUCUGACAA
Messenger RNA from Diceros bicornis minor, 2129 nucleotides. It is a transcript of the gene CCDC194, whose product is annotated as coiled-coil domain containing 194. NCBI's taxonomy places the organism in Eukaryota, Metazoa, Chordata, Mammalia, Perissodactyla, Rhinocerotidae. The transcript is spliced from 4 exons. The record is from RefSeq and is a predicted model, not a curated record. Bases 180 to 884 code for a protein of 234 amino acids.